Colletes gigas is the source of this 8318-nucleotide messenger RNA. RefSeq names its product dual oxidase (gene Duox). Lineage: Eukaryota; Metazoa; Arthropoda; Insecta; Hymenoptera; Colletidae. Bases 3452 to 7987 code for a protein of 1511 amino acids. Gene Ontology annotation, cellular component: plasma membrane; NADPH oxidase complex. Gene Ontology annotation, biological process: superoxide anion generation; defense response; response to oxidative stress. The record is from RefSeq and is a predicted model, not a curated record. Gene Ontology annotation, molecular function: superoxide-generating NAD(P)H oxidase activity; heme binding; peroxidase activity. The transcript is spliced from 26 exons.
UGCGACGAUCUGUAUGCGCCGUCGUUUUCUUUAUGAAUGCUUGAAGCAAGCGACGGACGAAGUCGAGUUAUCCUCGUUGUACCUUCCGGCUUGGCCUGGGGUGCGUUGAACUCGAAACCCGAGGAUAUUACCUCCUCGAAUGUCUUCCGUGCGAUAUUCGAGCGAAGUAUAGCGGCGGAUGUGAAUGAACUCGAAUUAAAAUACAGGUGGAACGGGGUGGCCAGCGGUUCUCGCCGACUCGAGAACUGUUGGCAAAUUCCCGGUGAUUCACGCGGUAGAAAAGAUGAAGAGGCUUCUGGAAGGGAACGAGCGCGUAGAAAAACGCGACAGAUACUCUUAAUAUGGAAUAUGCUCGUGUGAUCUCGAAAUGCAAUCGCCUUUGCUGAUUCGUGCCAAGGGCGAUAAAAAUCGCCCGACAGCCGCUAUCUCUAUCUUUCCCUCUUUGAGGUUGACUCACGGUAGCACGUUUUCUUGGUGAACGUCCGCGCCUGAACGCCUCGCUCUCGACUUUGUUCGAUUUUUGGAAUUCCCCCCCGAAGUGUUUUUAAAAUUGUCGCGCUAAACGAUAUUUAUGCCAGAACAAUCCGCUUGAAAGAUUUUAAAAUUAUCUAUCGGGUAUCGCGUGUCGCAACAUCGUAAAACCGCAUAAAAUAAGCGGUCGUUUCUUUCCGUUACGCGUUUUUUGCUAGCAGUGUCAAGAAUUGAUGGCAGACCUGUUCCCAGACUGUAUUUUGUUGGGAGCAAUAUCGUUGAUAAUGACGAACUGCGCAGAAUAAGACGCGUUUCCUGUUCAUCGACGAUUCAUCAUCUUCGCGUUUCGUCGGUUUAGCAACGGAAUACGAGACAAGGAAACUUUCCAGCCGGACCGCAGCGAUUUCGAAACGUCAGCGUGAGUCAUUUGCCUUGCAUCGGUCAAGGGUUAAUGCAUUAAAAAAUAAAAAAACACCCGACGUCUGAUUGCGUACCGCGCAACGUUUCAACAACUGACCUAUGUCUCCCGCCAAGGUGGACACGCUUCUUUCUAAUCCCACACAAAAUCGAACAAUCGGACUCUGAGAAGAUGCGUCCGUGGUACGAAGAAAAAACAACGAGUAGGAAACCUAAGGUUUACUUUUAAUGUUUCUAAUGGCAUUUAGUUAAACCUUAACUACGGUCGUGCGGUCCCACAGACAGCACUGUAAUUUCUUUUUCACCCAACCUUGGAAUCAUUUAGCUUUAACAAGCCGUACUUUCCAGUACCCUCCUAAACCCCAGACGACUUUUUGUACGCCGAGUAUGCAUUCGUUGCAACGACGUUUUCUUUGUGAUUUUCAUGCGUGUCGGACCUUGGAUCAAAUAUUUUUUUACUUUCCAUCGUAAAUUAUUUUAAUAUCGUACUAAACAACUACGAAAAUGUGUACAUAUAUGUUCCCAGCGUGUACCGAUAUCGAACGCAUUGGUUCACGGCCUUCUGAAACGCGUGAAAAGUGAGUGGAAGUAAGGUCAGUUUCUCCGGUAUAUUUAUUAACAAAUUUAACAUAGAUAUCACGUGAUCAAUUAAUUACACUUAAAAGUGUCUUGAGACAAUUUAUUUUUCGUUGCAGUUCAUCUAGAAUGACCUUGAACGACCUUCAUUUCAUUUGAGAAGAAAAAAAACAGGUUUGAUCUUUGGUCAGGUAUCAUCUCUACGCCUACACUCAUAAGAAACCCAGCAACUUUAGUCUGUUCUUUUCUCUCACCAUUGUUAUUCAAAAUACGAUGUUCUAAUAGAAAUUCCGUCCUUUGCAGGUAAGAAUAUCGUCUGCGGUACCGGUCCCAGCGACGAACGGUUUUUCCCAACCGAACGGUGACGGCGGAACGUGUGAAUUAUACUCAUGCCCGGAAUAUUGAUAAAUCGGACUGUUCGAAUUUUGACCACGUUUCAGGAAAUCGGGCCCGUCGGGCCCCCGGCGAACGCGGAACGUUCGGGAUACGUGGCAUUCCGCAGUGGACGCCGCCAGGAUGUUCUCCAGGCGGUGUCCGUAGGAGACGUCCGGGGUCGACCUUGAAACCACCAGACUCGAUCCAUUGUGUUUCUCGCGAAGGAGGCCAGUUAGAAAGAACAUCGAUCACAUCCAAGGAUAGACCUCAAAUAAAUCUCUGCGCGUAUGGGCCGCUUAAGGCAAAGUACAUAUUAUCGACUUUUUGUCGCGCAACAGUAAGAGGUACGAGGGUAGAUUGAUAACUAUAGUAUCCCACAGCGCCAUUAGGCGAGUAAUAGGAAUAUAAAGAAAUUUUAAAUCUGCAAACUCUCAGUGUCAUUUAUUAUGAGUUGAACUUUUCAGUUGCGUUUCUUCAUGAAGGGAAAAAAUGGAGAGGGUAUUUUAUAGGAUUAGAGUUCUCAAUCAUUAAUCAACCCUCUUUUCUUAUACUCGAAUCCGGACAAAUGUCACGCGGAGAAGUUUGUGUAAAAUCACUGUUCUCUUAAUGUAUUAUUAUUUUGUUACAUUAGCUGCUUCUUUAUCUGCCCCAACAUACGCCUUUCUUUUAUAUUCCCCGUUGAAUAGGGAACUAUUCAAAUGGGUCUUUAAUUACACAGGUGCCUGUCGCUAGAAGUGAUGGUCGCUCAUGCUGAAGAAAUAUAAACAGUGGUGGGGCGACUCCAUUAAUACGAGAGACCUUCGCUGGGUAGGCGAAACACUCGCGUCGGGCCCUAUCACGUUGAAUAUCAGCUGCUGACCGAUGUACCGUAUUCCAUCAUAAUUCAUAUCGCGCUGUGAAUCUGAAUUCCAGGCCCAAGAUCCGGGGAAGAUUAAAUUACGUUAUUAACAUAGAAAGUUGUAUCGCUGGUAAACCGUUCCGUUCGAUGGCCUUUUGAUCGCUGGUGAGUUAGGCGCGAGAGAAUGAAUUUCUGACGUGAAUGUGUCGAUGGUGCCCGAAUACGUCUCGGUCCCAUCGCUACUCUUGGCCCAAUCCGCAGAGCGUUACGGGGUACCCUCGCUCGCCGUUCUCGUCGUCCUCGAGUGGGUGGGGGGAAUCCUGGUCUCGGGGAACGGAGACACGAGGCAUACGCGGAGCGAACGGGGCCCCGCGAUUCUUUUUCACUCGGCCGCGUCGUGCACGUGUGUCGUCCCUCGCGCGAGCCGACGACCGAAGAAGCCCGUCGUACGCGGAGUGGUGCCGUGUCCCGAGUAGUCCACACGUAGUUCUCCUUCUCCCCUCGGCGAAUUCGCUGGUGUCGUUUCACCUUGCACGCCUCCGUGACCGUUCCUCGCCUACCGUGUCCGUUCCUCCGUCGUCGCGCCACGCCGUUCCCCGAUCCCCGUCCAGUCGACGUUGUUCCGCGCGGACGGACAGGAUGCGUUCACGCGGUCGCUGUUGAGCACGUACGUGCACGCGAGUCCCGCGACGAACCAGGGUGCGUGUGGUUCGAGCGUACGCAAGCCUACCUGAAUAGGAAAGAAAUGCACGGGCUGGUGGUGUUAUCGCGACGAUGAUGCGACGACGACCACCGCCGGGACGUGACCUGACGCGGCUCACCGCGUUCAUCUGGCUACUUUGGUGUGUCUUGCCUGCUGGGACCGGUGUGCUUCACAGCUAUGCGGAUAAACAGAGGUACGAUGGAUGGUACAACAAUCUGGCUCAUCCGGAUUGGGGAUCGAUCGACAGCAGGCUGAUACGAAAGAUGCCAGCAGCGUAUUCCGAUGGAGUUUACAUGUUGGCAGGGCAGGAUAGACCCUCCCCGAGGAAGCUCAGUCAACUGUUCAUGCAAGGUGACGACGGUUUGCCAUCGGUGAAGAACAGAACAGCGUUGUUCGCGUUCUUCGGGCAACUGGUCACGUCAGAGAUAAUCAUGGCCAGCGAGAGUGGCUGCCCCAUAGAGUACCAUCGGAUCGACGUAGACAAAUGCGACCCGGUUUUCGACAAGGAGUGCCAAGGUAACAAGUACAUUCCCUUCCGUCGGGCGGAUUACGAUCGCCGAACCGGACGCAGCCCAAAUAGCCCCCGUGAACAGAUAAACAAAGUGACGAGCUGGAUCGACGGUAGCUUUAUCUACUCGAGCAGCGAGGCAUGGGCGAACACAAUGAGAUCGUUCAAGAACGGAAGUCUUCUGAUGGAACCGACGCGAAAAUUCCCAGUGAGGAACACCAUGCGCGCCCCUCUCUUCAACCACGCGGUUCCACACGUUAUGAGGAUGCUCAGCCCGGAACGACUUUAUCUUCUCGGUGAUCCACGGACGAAUCAGCAUCCGCCAAUGCUGGCGCUGGGAAUAUUGUUUUAUCGGUGGCACAACGUUGUCGCCGCACGGAUACAGCUGGAAAACCCGAACAUGAUCGACGAAGAGAUCUUUCAGAAAGCACGACGCAUCGUUGUGGGGACUCUUCAGAAUAUCAUUUUGUACGAAUACAUUCCCAUGCUGUUGAACGAAGAACCGACACCUUACGCGGGUUACAAACCAGAUCUUCAUCCAGGGAUCAGCCAUAUAUUCCAGAGCGCAGCUUUUCGGUUUGGGCACACCCUCAUACCACCCGGUAUAUAUCGUAGGGAUGAAAAUUGCGAGUACAGAAGAACCAACACAGAUCAACCGGCCAUCAGACUUUGUUCCACAUGGUGGGACUCAAAUGAAGUUCUAACGAAUAGUACGAUCGAGGAGCUCAUAAUGGGCUUGACAUCUCAAAUAGCCGAGAAAGAGGACAAUCUCCUCGGUACCGACAUCAGGAACAAUCUCUUUGGACCCAUGGAAUUCUCCCGCAGAGACUUGGGCGCCUUGAACAUCAUGCGUGGGCGAGACAACGGGCUCCCAGACUACAACACUGCCAGGUCUCACUUCAAACUGUCGCGCAGGAAAACUUGGAACGAAAUUAAUCCGGAACUAUUCAACAAGAAUCCCUCUCUGCUACGCACACUGGUGGAGAUCCACUCGAACAAUCUGAACAACGUGGACGUUUACGUGGGCGGAAUGCUGGAAUCCAGUUCUGGCCCAGGCGAGCUCUUCACCGCGGUGAUCAAAGAGCAAUUCCUCCGUUUGAGGGACUCGGAUAGGUUUUGGUUCGAGAACGAGGAGAACGGGAUUUUUACCAAAGGCGAAAUAGAAGACAUUCGCCGUGUCACUUUAUGGGACGUGAUUAUAAACGCGACUGGUAUAUCAUCGGAUGCUAUACAGAAGAGCGUGUUCCUUUGGGAGGAGGGAGAUCCUUGUCCUCAACCCUAUCAACUGAACUCGACGAUGUUGGAGCCGUGCGUUCCAUUGCAACGUUACGACUAUUUCGAGGGAAGCGAACUGGUGUACAUAUACGCCUGCGUUUUUCUCGGCUUCGUGCCGAUCCUGUGCGCCGGUGCCGGAUACGGUCUGGUGAAGCUGCAAAACCGACGCAGGAGGCGACUGAAGAUCCUGCAGGAAGCGAUACAGAAGAGAAACGACGGUAAGAUCUGCGUGGACAAGAUGAUCGUGCGCGAAUGGCUGCACGCGAACCAUCGUCGUCUGGUCAAGGUGAAAUUCGGGCCGGAAGCCGCGCUGCAUAUCGUCGAUCGCAAGGGAGAGAAACUCCGCACCUUCGACUUCAGCGAUGUGAACACCGUUACUAUGGAGGAGUCCCAGGAGAACGAGAACGGGCAUCGUAAGGCCUUGGUAUUGCUACGGAUACCACGGGACUAUGACCUUGUCCUUGAGCUGGAUUCCCUGGCCUCGCGUAGAAAGUUCAUUGCGAAACUGGAGGCAUUUCUGGCGUCCCAUAAGAAGCACUUCACGCUAUCCCAAGUGGGCAGGGACAUUAUGCUUGCGAAAGCGGAAACGAAGGAACGCCGUCAAAAGAAACUCGAGCAGUUCUUCAGGGAGGCUUAUGCUCUCACGUUUGGGCUACGACCCGGCGAAAGGCGACGACGAUCCGAGGACAGCGACAGCGGUGAAGUGGUCACCGUGAUGAGAACCUCGCUUUCUAAAAGCGAAUUCGCCAGCGCGCUUGGGAUGCGGGCGGAUGCGGUGUUUGUAAAAAAAAUGUUCAACAUCGUGGACAAAGACAGGGACGGUCGUAUUUCCUUCCAGGAAUUCUUGGACACCGUCUUGUUGUUCUCGCGCGGUAAAACCGAGGACAAGCUGAGGAUCAUUUUCGACAUGUGCGAUAAGGACAGUAACGGAGUGAUCGAUAAGGAGGAACUAUCCGAAAUGCUUAGAUCACUAGUGGAAAUCGCGCGGACGACUAGUCUCUCGGACGAUCAUGUCACUGAACUGAUAGACGGAAUGUUUCAAGACGCUGGGCUCGAGAGAAAGGAUUACCUCACCUACAACGAUUUUAAGCUGAUGAUGAAAGAGUACAAGGGGGAUUUCGUGGCGAUCGGGCUGGAUUGCAAAGGCGCGAAGCAAAAUUUCCUGGACACGUCUACGAACGUAGCCCGCAUGACCAGUUUCCAUAUCGAUCAGCUUCCAUCAGAGGAUUCCAAGAACUGGGUACGAAAACAGUGGGACGCGGUGUCAACAUUCCUCGAGGAAAACCGACAGAAUAUAUUUUACCUGUUCGUUUUCUACGUCACGACCAUAGCGCUUUUCGUCGAGAGAUUCAUAUAUUACUCCUUUAUGUCCGAGCACACGGAUCUGAGACACAUAAUGGGGGUCGGGAUCGCCAUAACCAGAGGAUCGGCCGCUGCCUUGUCAUUCUGCUACAGUUUGCUACUUUUGACUAUGUCGCGUAACCUCCUGACCAAAUUGAAGGAAUUCUCUAUCCAGCAAUAUAUCCCAUUGGAUUCUCACAUUCAGUUUCACAAGAUCGCUGCCUGCACAGCGCUAUUUUUUUCUGUCCUCCACACGGUCGGACACAUGGUCAACUUUUAUCACGUUUCGACCCAGCCUUUGGCGCAUCUUCGUUGCUUGACCAGCGAGCUCAGUUUUCCUAGCGAUGCUCGCCUCACGAUAUCGUUCUGGCUGUUCAGGACCGUGACAGGUUUGACCGGAAUUCUAUUGUUCGUCGUGAUGACGAUAAUCUUCGUCUUUGCUCAUCCAACGAUCCGUCAGAAGGCGUACAAGUUCUUCUGGAUGACUCACAGCUUGUACGUGGUGCUCUAUGCACUGUGUCUGAUUCAUGGUUUGGCUCGUUUAACAGGCUCCCCGCGAUUCUGGAUUUUCUUUGUCGGUCCAGCGCUCAUUUACGCUCUCGAUAAGAUAGUGAGUCUACGUACCAAGUUCAUGGCGUUGGACAUCAUCGAGACGGAACUGUUGCCGUCGGACGUAAUAAAGAUCAAGUUUUAUAGACCGCCGAAUUUAAAGUAUCUGUCGGGUCAGUGGGUCCGCCUCUCGUGCACCGCCUUCAGAUCGAACGAAUUCCAUUCGUUCACCUUGACCUCGGCGCCUCAUGAGAACUUCCUGUCGUGUCACAUCAAGGCGCAGGGUCCGUGGACGUGGAAAUUACGAAAUUACUUCGACCCUUGCAAUUACAAUCCGGAAGUCGAGCACCCGAAAAUAAGAAUAGAAGGUCCGUUCGGUGGCGGUAACCAAGAUUGGUAUAAGUUUGAGGUCGCCGUUAUGGUCGGUGGUGGCAUUGGCGUUACUCCUUACGCUUCCAUGCUGAACGAUCUUGUCUUUGGAACUUCUACGAACAGAUACUCCGGAGUUGCGUGUAAAAAGGUCUAUUUUCUGUGGAUAUGCCCCUCUCACAAACACUUCGAGUGGUUCAUCGACGUCCUCAGAGACGUGGAAAGGAAGGACGUCACGGACGUUUUAGAAAUUCACAUAUUUAUUACACAAUUCUUUCACAAGUUCGAUUUACGUACCACUAUGCUGUACAUUUGCGAGAACCAUUUCCAGAGGCUAUCCAAGAAGAGUAUAUUCACAGGGCUGAAAGCGAUAAAUCACUUCGGCCGGCCCGAUAUGACUUCGUUCUUAAAGUUUGUCCAGAAGAAACACAGCUACGUCAGUAAAAUAGGAGUGUUCAGUUGCGGUCCGCGUCCGCUGACGAAAAGCGUGAUGUCCUCCUGCGACGAGGUGAACAAGGGCCGUCGUCUCCCGUAUUUCAUUCAUCAUUUCGAGAACUUCGGCUAGCAUGCACGAAUAUUUACCACGAAAGAGGCUGGAGACGAACGAUGAACUUUGUCGUGAAUCUCGUUGGGACUCUACCGAAUGUAUAUAUUUAUACGCGUGUGCGCGUGUCCUUUAUUUAUAACGAGUAUUACAUUUCUUAUUUAUGAUACGAAGGAAACGAACGUUUUCUUUUCGAACGACUAAAUGAUCGAUGUGGACCCUACUAAGUGACGACCGGAUGAUCAGAACUGACAAAACCCGAUCGACGAAGUAUCGAAUAUAGCAAACCUUGGGACUCCUAAGGUGUCCGCUUUGGUUCUCUAUAUUUUUAGUUAGUAUAGCUUUAACUUAU